Molecule: messenger RNA, 1885 nt
Organism: Phragmites australis (common reed)
Lineage: Eukaryota; Viridiplantae; Streptophyta; Magnoliopsida; Poales; Poaceae
Exons: 8
Coding region: 182-1426 (414 amino acids)
Biological process (GO): DNA damage response
Molecular function (GO): single-stranded DNA binding
Source: RefSeq, a predicted model, not a curated record
AACCAAACACGCCCCAAGGUCGGCUCGGUUCCCCGCGCGCGAAUAAACUACGGAUUUCCCCUUCCCGCGCCCCAACUCCGGCCAGGUCGCCGCCUCCUCCUUUUCCGUUCCAAGUCCGAACCCUCUCAGUCCCAGCACGGAGCAACCGCCACCGCCUGCGGCGAGCGCAACCCAGACCCCGAUGUGCGGCAGGGCCCGGUGCACCCUCAGUCCGGCCCAGGCCGCUAGGGCCUUCGGCUUCCCCACCACCACCACCACCGCAUCCCCGGCCGGCGGCGGCGGCUGUGGAGACGCCCCCGCCGUGCCGACUCUCCAUCUGGACCGGUUCCGGCCGUCGUACAACGUGUCCCCGGGGGUGUGCUUGCCAGUGGGCACUGUGCGGGCGCGGCCGGCGGGAGGCGACGGGGCGGGAGGCGCGGAAGGGGAAGGGCCGGUGAUCCAGUGCAUGAAGUGGGGGCUGGUGCCCAGCUUCACCGGCAAAACCGAGAAGCCCGACCAUUUCAGGAUGUUCAACGCCAGAUCAGAGUCUGUAAAAGAAAAGUCUUCAUUUCAGCGACUAAUCCCAAAGAAUAGGUGCCUUGUUGCAGUAGAAGGGUUCUAUGAGUGGAAAAAGGAUGGAUCAAAAAAGCAGCCAUACUACAUACAUUUUCAGGAUAAUAGGCCUCUUGUCUUUGCAGCCCUCUAUGACACUUGGAAAAAUUCAGAAGGAGAGAGCAUCCGUACAUUUACUAUUUUGACUACCCGUGCCUCGACUUCUCUAAAAUGGCUUCAUGAUAGAAUGCCUGUGAUAUUAGGCGACAAGGACUCUGUUAAUGCUUGGUUAUGUGAUGCUUCCGUAAAGCUUGAAGAAAUUACUGCACCCUAUGAAGGAGCUGAUCUAGUUUGGUAUCCAGUGACAUCUGCAGUGGGUAAAACAUCUUUUGAUGGUCCUGAGUGCAUUAAAGAGGUACAUAUGGGACCUAGUGAAAAGCCUAUUUCAAAUUUUUUCACCAAGAAAUCUACUGCUCAUGAUCAAUCAGGGAAGUCUGAGAAAACAUCUCAGGAGUUUGCUGAAACACAUGCUACAAGAACAGCAAAAGUGGAAUCUGAGGAAUCAGUAGAAAAUCAAUCAGAGGAAAUCAAGCAACAAGAUGUAGAGAAGCAAAACACUUGUGUUCCAGUUAUGGACGAACCUGUCAAAUUGGAACUUCAAUUUCUUGAAAAGCCUCGGAGCAUUAAACAUGAACAUGUGAUAUCAACAAAUGCUACUAUUGUGAAACAAGAUGCUUUUGGCACCAAGAGAAAGAUUGAGGACACUGAAGUUAAUGCAGAGAUAAAGAUAGAGAAUAGUGGCCGGUCGCCCUCUCGGCCUAUGAAGAAGGAAAAAGGUCCAAAAGCUGCUUCAGAUGGACAGGUAUCGCUGCUUUCAUAUUUUGCAAGGAAGUAACUAGCUUCGCAAGAAUCUAUUCUUCACUUUUCCCCAGUUGUGGUAGUAUAAACGAACUCUAUCUAGUACUGGCCUGCUGUGCUAAGUGCUAACAAUGUUUUUGCUAAUGCUGAGAUCAUGGAUGACUUGUCCCCCAUCUUGCUCGAAAGUUGUGGUUUCAGCAUGUGUUAUCAUGUGCGGUGUGAACUGUUUGAAAUAAGCUUCCAUUGUUUGCACAGGAGGCAAAUUUUCCUAUAAUAUAUACUCCUAGUAAAAAAAGAACCGUUUUAGGUUGCAUGCAGCAGCCAUACAAAUUUUAGAUAUGAAAUAUAAUUUUUUUUGAGAGAACAGGAGGGGCAAGCCCCUACUGAUUAUAAUAUAUUAAUAAAAGAUAAAAAAUAAUUACAUAAAAAGAGAGAAAAUUACAAAAUAGAAUCUAGCCAUUCUUUGAUUUCGGGGAGAUAUUUUACUAUUUUACUU